This is a messenger RNA of Papaver somniferum (opium poppy), 3177 nucleotides long. RefSeq lists its product as uncharacterized. The transcript has 5 exons. Lineage: Eukaryota; Viridiplantae; Streptophyta; Magnoliopsida; Ranunculales; Papaveraceae. Bases 1 to 3177 code for a protein of 1058 amino acids. The record is from RefSeq and is a predicted model, not a curated record.
AUGAAUAAAGAUUGGGUUCAUUGGCCAAGGGGUGAUCUUCCAUAUCAGGAGGCCUUGAAGAAUUUCAUAGAUACCGUUUGUCAGAGACUUGGAAAUCCUUCUGAAUUCAGUUGUCCUUGUGUUGAUUGUAAGAAUCUCACUUUCCCACUUCCUCCGAAAGAAGUGCAUCUUCACUUGCUGAAACGAGGUUGGGAUCCUACAUACACUGAGUGGGUUUUUCACGGGGAGACUAUGCACACUUCUACUGAUGUACACCAAGAGGGAGCAACAAGGGGAUCAUAUCAUAUAGAUGCUGCUGUUGAAGCUGAUGCACAUAUCGAUCAGGGACAUGAACCUGUGCAAGAUGAGGGUUUGGAAAACCAUGUGGAAGAGGCGGACCCACCGUUAUAUCCUAAUUGUAAAACACACACAAAGUUAUCCAUCACUGUUGAAUUGUAUAGGCACAAGACAGUAAAUGGUUUAUCUAGGAAAUCUUUUGACGAACUUCUCAAGACAAUCGGUUCCUUGUUGCCGCCAGAUCAUUGUCUUCCUUGCUCAACAUAUGAAGUGAAAAAGCUCCUGAAAUCUUAUCAAUUGACUUACCAGAAAAUACAUGCUUGUAUUAAUGAUUGUUGUUUGUUUAGAAAAGAUUUGAAAGAUGCAGACGAGUGUCCUAAAUGUCAUUAUUCUAGGUGGAAGGCAGACACAUCUAACAUGGACGAUGCUGAAAUGAUAGACAAGCCGCAAAAGAAGAUACCGGUGAAGGUGCUUAGGUACUUCCCCAUUGUGCCGAGAUUGAGAAGAUUGUUUCAAUCAGCAGCACUGGCUGAGCAGUUGAUAUGGCACGCGACGAACAAGAGUAAGGAUGGGAAGAUGCGUCAUCCAACAGAUUCUUUGGCUUGGAAGCACAUAGACACAAAGUAUCCCGAGUUUGCUUCAGAUCCCCGUAAUUUGCGUCUUGGGCUUGCUGCUGAUGGAUUUAAUCCAUUUGGUGAUCUUUCCGCAGCCCACAGUUGUUGGCCAGUGAUGCUCGUGGUUUAUAAUUUGCCCCCUCAAUUGUGUAUGCAAGGUGACAACAUAAUUCUGAGCAUGCUGAUUCCAGGAAAAAAACAACCGGGUAAUGACAUUGAUGUAUACUUGCAGCCCUUGAUUGAUGAUCUUUUUGAGUUGUGGGAGAAAGGGGUGCAGGUAUAUGAUUCGUUUACUAAAACAGAUUUUAACUUGAAGGCGUUAUUAAUGUGGACAAUAAACGAUUUCCCUGCAUAUGGUAAUUUAUCUGGAUGUACGUAUAAAGGGAAGGCAGCCUGUCCUCUUUGCGGUGAAAAUACACUUUCAAACUGGUUGGCAUUUAGUCGUAAAACUGUCUACUUGAAUCAUAGGAGAUUUCUUCGUCAUAAUCAUCCUCUUCGGCAGAAAAAAGACUGGUUUAAUGGAGAGAUUGAGAGGAAGGAAAAGCCACCUGUUAUGUCUGGUGCUGCGGCACUUGAAUGUCAGAAUAGUAUUACAAAUGAUUUUGGGAAAGCGGAGAAGAACGAGGAGGAGAUAAGGAAAAAGAAAGAGCAAAAGAAGAAGAAUAAGGGCAAGAGUAGUGCGGCAGCAAGUGCAAAUGUGGGUAAUUCUAAAUGUGGGAAGAGGAAAAGGGAUGUUGUUGCUGAUGCGGCUAUUUCUGGUGCAAAUGAUGAUGAAACUGAACUUCGGGUGUUUAACAAACGGUCAAUAUUCUUCGACUUGCCUUACUGGAAGGAUUUAUUACUACGGCACAAUAUUGAUGUUAUGCAUACAGAAAAAAAUGUUUGCGAGAGUAUUAUUGGUACCAUAUUGAAUAUAAAGUCCAAAACAAAAGACGGUCUAAAGUCCCGCAAUGAUCUGAAGAGUAUGGGAAUAAGACCAGAAUUACAUCCAGUAGAGAUAAAUGGAAAAACGAUCCUUCCACCAGCACCAUACUGUUUAAAUGACAAGGAAAAGGCUAUAUUGUAUAAUAGGAUGAGAAAUUUAAAGGUUCCAUAUGGUUUUAGUUCUGAUCUUAGAAAGCAUUUCUCAAAAGAUGGUUGCUUAGGUGUUCUUAAGGCUCAUGAUUACCAUGUUCUUAUGCAACAAAUAUUACCCGUUGCUUUGCAAGGACUUUUACCUGUAGGGCCAAGGGAGGCAAUUUUCAGGUUAUGUUCUUAUUUUCACGAAAUAUGCCAAAGGGCAGUUGAUCUCCAUAGAUUAAUAGAACUUGAAGUAGAAGUUGCUGAGACUUUGUGUAUGUUUGAGAGGUACUUCCCUCCGUCACUUUUUGAUGUCAUGAUGCACUUGACAAUUCACCUAGCUCGAGAAGUGCGAUUAUGUGGACCUGUACAAUAUCGUUGGAUGUAUCCAUUUGAAAGGUAUAUGAAGACAUUCAAAGAAUAUGUAAAGAAUUAUGCACAACCUGAAGCUUGUAUAGCCGAGUGUUAUCUUGGAAUGGAGAGUGUUAGGUAUUUUGAUAUUCGUAAGGCCCAAGCAGCUGAAACAGGAGUAGAGCAAAGGCGUAACGAAAACACUCAAAAUGGUUCCACACCGGCAGCACGUCCUCUUUCUAAAGGUGUCCAAGUGCGUAUGGAUAGUGAGAAGUUAAAGAUAGCUCACAGAUAUGUGCUUUUUAACACACCCGAAAUUGACCCAUAUAUGAUGUUUAUUACGAAGGAUGUUAAGAGAGUCACACAAAACAGUGGAGUUUCAAUUGAAUCAACAACCUUAGUUGCAGGAUUGUCAGAAACUAGUGGGUUCUAUGGUGUUUUAGAAGAAAUUCUAUUGUUGGACUACAAUCAUAUGUUUCAAAUUCCAAUAUUCAAAUGUGAUUGGGCUCACACCAAUUUUGGUGUGAAGGUAGAAGAUGGCUUUACAUUAGUCAAUUUAAAGCAGCAUAAGAACCAAUACUGUAACGAUCCAUUCAUUUUAGCAAAGCAAGCGCGACAAGUUUUCUAUUCUCGAGAGUCAAAUACAUCUAACUGGUAUGUGAUGGUGAAACCACCGCCCAGGGGUUUCCAUGAAUUAGAGGAAUACAAUGAAAAGCAUGACACAAUUUUCCAACCAGUGGAUAUUUCAACUCUUGGUUUCCAAAUGGAUGACGAGAACGAGAGUUACUUAAGAGAAGAUGGGGAAUAUACCAUAGUGGUUCCGACAAAGAAGAAGAACAAAAAAAGAAGAAAAGAAGUUCACAAGUUAGAUCAGUAG